Messenger RNA from Zerene cesonia (dogface butterfly), 5553 nucleotides. RefSeq names its product macoilin. The record is from RefSeq and is a predicted model, not a curated record. Lineage: Eukaryota; Metazoa; Arthropoda; Insecta; Lepidoptera; Pieridae. The transcript is spliced from 14 exons. Gene Ontology annotation, biological process: neuronal signal transduction. Gene Ontology annotation, cellular component: rough endoplasmic reticulum membrane. Bases 180 to 2318 code for a protein of 712 amino acids.
UUGUGAGUGAACGCAAAAAGAGCUUGCCGAAUUUUAUUCAUCUCCCUCGUAAAUUCAGGACGUAGGCUGAUUGACAACAAAAAGUGCCAUUGAAAACAUUUUAAUUUAAAUGUUUUUCUGUAUAUAAGUGUUGUGAAACAGGAGCCUGUAUUCGUGAUUUACACAGUGGAGGAAAAAAUAUGAAGAGGCGUAAUGCCGAAUCUGGCAAAAUGCGGCGCCCUUUAAAGCGCACAAAAAUACCCGAAGGAAUGUAUGGAAAUUCAAUUACCUAUGUAAAAUUCAUAAUGUCUUGGGCAAUAAUUGUAGUAGCUGAUUACAUGUUGGAGUUCAGAUUUGAGUUUCUGUACCCAUUCUGGAUAUUGCUCAGAGCAUUGUAUGACUCUUUCAAGUUCCAGGGUCUUGCAUUUACAAUAAUAUUUUUAUGCAUGGCACUGACGUCUGACAUGAUAUUUUUUUUUGUGAUACCAUUGCAAUAUAUAUAUUUUUUAGCCGGUACCUAUGUGUGGGUACAAUAUGUGUGGAAUAUAUUCGGCGAGCGCGGCGUGUGCGUGCCCACAGUUGCAUUAUGCUGCCUGAUCAUAUACACGGAGGGUGCGCUGCGCGGGCGCGGCUCGCCGCCCGACGUGUGGCGCCCGCUCGCCGCGCACUGCAUCGGCUACCCCGCCAUGACGUUCGGCUUUGGGGUUAAGUCGUACGUCAGUCAGCGGUUGCGGCAGAGGCGGCAGCGGCAAGUGCGCGCUGAAAAUGAAUUCUACUUCCAGUUGUUGAGGGAUGCGCUUCCGGAAAGCGCUCUUGAACAAAAUCAGCAAGGUAGCAAAGAAGAGCGCGUGCCCAACGGUGGGAACGCGGGGGUGGGUGUCGCGGGAGGUGGGGGUGGCACCGCGGGGGCGGGCGGUGAGUUCGCUAUGGGCGAGGCGCGGCUCAACGGCUCGGUGCGUCGCCGCUGUCGAGACCACAACGGCUGGCACGAGCACGCGCAGCUACAUGUUAAGCUAGACAAGUUAGAAAAGCACCUCGCGAGCAGGGAUCGUGAGAAGGCGGCGCAGAACGGCAGCGCGCACACGCACGCGCACGCGGCGCACACGCCGACGCCGCUGCACGCGCACGCGCACACGAACGGCUGCGCGCGCGGUGCGGGCGCGCCGGACGAGGAGAGACAUGAUACUAAAGGUAGUACAAAAACAAAAUGUGAAAAGAAAGAGGCUAGUACAGUAAGAGAAGAAAGGAGAAAAAAUAAAAAUAGAGAUAAGGAUAAGGAGAGUGUUGAUAGUCAUAAGAGCACAGAGCAGUCAAAAGAACAUAUAGUUAAAGAAAAAGAAUUAGAAAUUAAUACAAAAGAAUGUCAAAAGAGUAAUAGAGAUAGUAGUAGUAAUAAAGAAAAAGAGAAAGAAAAUAAAGAGAGAGAAAAGGAAAACAGAGAACGAGAAAGAGAAAAGGAAAAGGAACGGGAGAAAGAAAGAGAAAGAGAAAGGGAGAGAGAGAACAAAGAAAGAGAAAAGGAAAGGGAAAGGCGGGAACGUGAAGAGAAGCUGGCGCGCGAGUGCAGCGAGGAGCUGAAGCGCGUGCGCGCGGAGCUGUCGGCGGCGCGCAGCGGCGAGGCGGAGGCGCGCCGCGCGCUCGCCGCCGCCGCCGCCGCCGAGCGCCAGCGCCGCGCCGACCACGCGCAGCUCAAGCACGCGCACGCGCAGCUGCAGCACAAAGUGUCAGCGUGGCGGAGUACAGAACGAGCAGCACAGGAGCGGCGGCUCAGCGAGGAGCGGCGUGCGCAGGCGCAGUGUAAACACUCUAACGGCGAGUGCGAGAGCACGUGGUGCCGGUCGCGGCUGAGCGCUCAGGAGGCCGAAGCUGCGGCGCUGCGCCGUGAGCUGCAGCGCGCGCGCGACCGCGCCGAGCGCCUGCAGCGCGACCUCGCGCACGCCGCCGAUCAGGUGCGCUCGCUGGAGGCGCGGCAGGAGGAGGCGGAGGCGGCGGGCGCGGCGGGCGCGGCGGCGGCGGCGGCGGCGCAGGCGCACGCGUGGCAGGCGCUGCAGGAGCGCGCCGCGCACCUCGAGCGGUCGCUCUCCGCGGAGACGCGCGUCAAGCUCGACCUGCUCUCCGCGCUAGGUGACGCCAAGCGGCACAUGCACAUACAAGAAGGUCUAAUAUCGAGACAAGAAAAGGAAAUAGAGGAACUGAAAGCUCAAAUGCUAGCAGUGAUGCCCACGGAGUUCGUGACACCAGUGUCCGGCACGGUGUCCAAGCUACGGCUAAGCGACGGCUCGCCGCUCGACCCCAACGCGUCCGUGUAUACGCCAAAACAGUUGUGCUCGGACGCCUAGACAGGACGUGAACUAUAGUGCUACGAAGUUCUACACUACUGUGGGGCGUUGCAGUUCAUUACCAUGCUACUAGAACAGACAACAUCCUGGAAGAAGUGGAAAGUGUCUUCUUGAAACAAUGGGACGUUACACCCUCUGUCUCCUAAGUGAAAAUGAAUUGCAAUAGUGAAACGUGUCGAUAAAUAAUGGAAUCGUGAAUGGUGUACCGAAAUUGCUUGGUUUAAAUACAGUGUUCAGCCGUGCUAUAGAACUUUGUGUUGUACCAUAGUUGAAGUGACCGUCAAUCAUAUGGGAAAUUUCAUGAUAUACAACUGUCACAUUGCUCCUUCAAUGUAUUUCAAUGUGACAAUAUCGCGCCGUUUACGGUUGUAUUCUUUAAUGACUCAGAAUUAGUGGAUGUUGGAGCGGACGCUUGUUUCACUGGCAGGUUGAGUAAUUUUAAUACAUUUUUUUCAGGAAUAAUCAAAAGUCAUUAUUUUAGAUGUGGAUAUCUUUAACAUUUGUUCUUUUAUAUGUUGCAUUUAAAAAAAUGAUAAUCCAAUUCUAUCAGUAUUAUUUAUGAGAUUAUAGAUGCAGUUACUAUUUAAAACAAGCAUUUAAAGUCUUUCUUGAGACCAAAUUGGAAUACGUAAUUGUAAUUUUUUCUGAAGUAUUACUUAUAGUAGCAGGUUUGCUACGUAACGCGUUACGGCACCAGUCUGUUAACUUAUCUUUUCUCUUAUACACAUGAUUUAAAUUAUCACUUCAGUCGUCCUGAGACACAUGUUUCUUUUAAUUGAUUAAAGUUGUGUAAGGUUGACUAAAACAAUUUUUGAAUUGAACAUUUGUUGAAGUUCCGAAUAUAUCCAGCAAAUCUGCCUCCGCUCCAAUGUCAGCCCCAAAGUAAAGACCGAGCUUGGACCGCCUCCGAAGCGCCCCACUGAUAUCUGUAUGGGCGAUUCACUGAUCUCAAUAUUUGUUUAUCUAUAAUAUCCCACUUGGACCCCCGUACAGGCAUCGGUGCGGCAACGUAACCGUGUUAAAGAGCGUUUAUUUUUUCAUUGAUGAUAAGAUUAUUCGUCCGAUAUCCUUUGUACGCAUAAUACAAUAAUUCCCUCGGAAUAAGUUAGGUACGAAUACGUAUUAAAGUGCGCUAGUCAUAGUAUUUUUUUGUGGAGAUAUUUGAACGAAUAAUUUUACCGUUCGUUCAGUCCUUCCAUUCGCUCGCUGCUGUGUUCUUUAUUUAAAUUCAUGUGAUAAAUUGUACAAAAUGAUCUGAUUCGUGUUUUUUCUAGUUCUAAUUUCUUACUUUUUUUUUGUUACGGCGUAGCGUCACUCGGGCGUUGUUAGUAGAUAAGUCAUUCGAAGUACAAAAUUGUUUGUUGUCCCAAGACAAAUAAAUACUCUUUAGAGAUAAACUUUUUUUAUCUCUAGCCAUGAUGGCGUUUCAAUUGUUUCCUUCGUUUUAACGUUAGUGUACUAGUGAUUAAAAAUGUCCUUACAAAUUUAAGAGCUUCAAUGAAUAAUGAGAAUAUAACUUUUUGAUACUACUUUUGUAAAUGUGUAAGCAAUUAUUCCGCUUGUACAUUGUGAUGUUUCGUUUUAAGUUAUGCGGCUUAUGAUUGACGGUGAUAUAUUAUGAGGAACAUGUCAAGUGCGAGCGAGACAGCCGUUUUAUACUGGAUCGAAAUGUUUCAAUGGACUCGCGGGUGUACUUAGAAAAUUUUACAUUCGUUGUUUUAAAUUUUAUUACGAUGAUGCUCUGUUGGGACGCUACGCUGAUAAUAUUGUAGAUAUAAACGGAGGAACCAUGACAGUGACGUUUUUAGUUUUGACAUCUGUCAGUGGAAGUUAUGCCUUUGUUGCCAGACCAAAUACCGAUGGUUAUGAAAAAAAAAUUGUGGAUAAGGCCUAACUAAACUGAUUUCAAUCAAAUCUGAGGCGAAAUUUCUUUUAGUCAAAGGAAGGAACAUAUUUCAUACACGUUUCCACUUGCAAUUAUACAUAUUGCUAUACGAAGGCACACAAUUCAUUAAAAUUAUUUGAUAAAAAUGAUUCGAAUUUUGAAAUAUCAGACUUAUUUUUGUUGAUUCCAUGUUACAGUUUCAAUUGUUUAAGUACAAAUCAUAUGUUUGAAAAAUAAGUGGCAGUUUUUAACUAACAUGCAAUACCUGUAGCAUUUAAUUUAUAGGGAAAUUAUGUUUUCUCUUUGAAGUGGGGGGUCAUGAUCGUAGGUUUAUUUUCCAAAGUACUGAAUUGAGCUUUAAUUCUAAAUCCUAAAUGUGCAAAUUAAUUUAUAAGAUAAUUUUUAAUAGAUAUUGCAUGUUAGUGUGGCCCUGCUUGUUUUAAGGCGUAGUACAUACAGGCGUAUCUCAUACAGAUCUUUCUUUCUAUCACUUUUCUAUUUGUGAAUAAUAUGUGAAAAACAACUUACUUUCAUCCUAUUCCUUUGCUAUUUAAGGUAUUUCUUUAUUCUUAUAGUAUUUUCUAUGUUUUUAAUAUGUGAGAUUAAUAUGAUAGAGAUUCGCUUAAGUACCGCCUACUUUGAGAUUACGCUUCCAUAAUUUCUUCCAUUUUUUUCGCAUUUACUAACUAUUUAAAAAAAUAACUCCAUUGUGUUAUAGUUAUUAUAAUAAUUGUAAUGUUCUAAUAACCACGAAAAUAUUGUUUAUUUAAGUUUUCUCUCAAAACAGUAAUUUAAUGUUUAAUUUUACAAGCUAUGACUAUCGAGCAACUAACAGUUGAAAUAACGCACAUUCGAUGGAAAAUUUGAAAUAACACGUAUAACAUACGAUAUAGUGACGCUUUUGUUCUCCGAUCUAGUCUUGACUACCGCCAAUUUACACCUCACGACAUCUCGUGUCGGUCACAAAUAUCGUAAGUCGGAGAGUGUGAAUUGGCCUUUUUAUAUGCUAGGUUUAGAAGUUUUUUUUAAACAUCAAACGCGCACUGCCCUCCAGUACCAAGUUGAUCUUCCGUUGUUGAUAUAUAUAUUUUUUUUAAACAUCGGAUUGGUUUGUGUUUAAGUACUUAAAUAGGUUUAAGUUUAUUUUGUUAAGAUUUCGAACGUGAAUCAUAGACGUCAGCAGCAUAGACACGGAUAUAUUUUUUCAUGAACAAUAAAAAUGACCUGAGCGCGAAAAGGGAAAAAAAAUUGUGCAAGUGAUUGAUUUGAAUCUUCACUAGUGAAACAUAAGCGGUAAUGUUUGUUUGUAUUAUAAACGGAUGCUGUAACAGCAAUAAAAAAUCAGACCUG